AUGUCUAGGCAUGUGUCGGACACGCAUGUCUUUCGCAAAUCAUUCGAAGAUGUUCAUAAUACCAAGAACAAAGAUCGGCCACUUGCAAAACGGAUAGCAGGAUGGAUCUUGCGAAGUAGAAGAGGCUCAGAAGUUGGAGAAGGUAGAACAGUGGAAUUUCUGGAAGCAGAAAGGAAAAAGACAAAAUAUCCAGCAAAUGUCGUUCGGAAUCAAAAGUAUAGCGCAAUCCUCUUUCUUCCUUUGGUGCUUUAUUCGCAGUUCAAGAUGUUUUACAAUUUGUACUUUUUGCUCGUUGCAUUGAGUCAAUUCAUUCCUGCUCUCAAGAUUGGAUUUAUCGCAACAUACAUUGCUCCACUCACUUUCGUCUUGUGCAUCACGAUCGGUAAAGAGGCGGUUGAUGAUCAUGCACGAUACAAGCGUGAUGUAGAGAGCAAUAGCACACCAUACGAGACUCUUGUUCCGAUCGAGAUCUACAACAAUCAACCGGGCAAUCGCAAACAGAAGUAUCGCGAUGACGUUGAAGGUCAGACGAAUUCCCCACAAUCACGUUCCAUCCUCAAACCGAGCUCGAAGCUUCGAGUUGGCGAUCUGGUUGUAUUGCACAAGAAUCAGCGUGUUCCAGCAGAUAUGGUCUUGCUCAAAACGAGCUCGGGAGAUCAUUCUACAGAGGCGAGGCCACAAGAUCGAGGAAAGGGUGCGAGAUACAAUCCUGGGUCAGAUAACACUCAUUUUGUAUUAGGCGACGAUGACGAUACAAUCGAGGCUGACCAGAUGGGUGCUGCAAAAGCAAGCGAGGAAACGGAAGACCUCUCUGCUUCAAUUGAAGAACCAAGAGGGGAUGAAGCAGGUACGUGCUUUGUAAGGACAGAUCAAUUGGAUGGUGAAACGGAUUGGAAGCUGCGUGUGGCAGUGUCUACGACGCAAAGGAUGAGCGAAGAUGAAUUGGCGGAAUUACAGGGAAUAGCUGGUGUGUUUGCAGGGCCACCUAUUAAAGACAUCCAUACGUUCGUUGGCAAUCUCACCAUUCAUCCACCUUACUCCCGAAAUGGCUCUCUGGCCUCUUCUACAACGACAAAUCAGCAGACCGGACUUGGCGACCUUCUCGAUACAGAAGCAGAACGCACGGAAGACUACCCAUUGCAACGUCAAAAUCAGGUUUCUCCACUCACUUCAGAGAAUGUCUUGUGGGCCAACACCGUUUUGGCAGCAGGAAGUGCGAUCGGAUUGGUGAUCUACACAGGCAAAGAUACACGUGCGGUCAUGAAUACCAGCCAUCCGUCGACCAAAUUUGGUAUCCUAGAUCUUGAAUUGAACAAGAUGUCCAAGAUUUUGUUUGGUUUCAGCUUUUCACUUUCGAUUGGAAUGGUUGCACUGAAUGGUUUCCGUGGACAGUGGUACAUUUACGUUUUCCGAUUCUUGAUCUUGUUUAGUUCCAUCAUUCCUAUCUCCCUUCGUGUCAAUAUGGAUAUGGGAAAGACUGUAUACGCAAGACAGAUCAUGUCUGAUCGUGAGAUACCAGGAACGAUUGUCAGAACGAGUACUCUGCCAGAGGAGUUGGGAAGGAUCGAAUACCUUCUUAGCGACAAGACAGGCACAUUGACGCAAAAUGAAAUGGAGUUGAAGAAACUUCACAUGGGCACAAUGAGUUACAGUUGGGACAGUAUGGAUGAAGUUUCGCGACAACUAACAGUCGCUUUUGAUCAACAGAAAGAACAGAGUGAAACACAAGAUGCUCUUUUGAGUCCGACAAAGAAUAUGGCCGCAGAUGCUAUGUUUGGCGGACGUAUUCGGAGAGAUAUGAGCUCUCGGGUCAAAGAUGUGGUGUUGGCACUGGCAUUGUGUCAUAAUGUUACACCGGUUGAUAAUGAUGAUGGUACAGUCACCUACCAAGCAAGCAGUCCUGAUGAAGUAGCAAUCGUACGUUGGACGCAAUCCGUUGGACUCGUUCUUGUUUCUCGCGAUCGAAGUAGUAUCACACUCAAAUCACUCUAUGACCAUGGCAUCCAUCAAUUCGACAUCCUGGACAUUUUCCCAUUCACUUCUGAAAGCAAGAGGAUGGGUAUCGUUGUGCGUGAUCGUCGAACCAAUGAAGUUACAUUCUACCAAAAGGGUGCGGAUGUUGUCAUGGCAAAGAUUGUAGCACAAAACGAUUGGCUGGAUGAAGAAUGCGGCAACAUGGCCCGGGAAGGUUUACGUACGUUGGUGGUGGGACGCAAAAGGUUGACGACAGAAAGAUGGCAAAGUUUCGAAUCGGCCUAUCAUGCUGCUCGUAUUCAGGUUGAUGGCCGUAAUGAAGCUAUGGCCAAGGUGGUUGAUGAAUUCUUGGAGCGUGACUUGGAGCUGCUGGGACUGACAGGCGUAGAGGACAAGCUGCAAGAUGAUGUAAAGACUACAUUGGAACUUUUACGCAAUGCCGGUGUCAAGGUCUGGAUGUUGACAGGAGACAAGAUUGAAACUGCUACUUGUAUUGCAAUCUCAAGUAAGCUGGUCGCUCGCAAUCAAUACAUUCAUCAAGUUGCAAAAUUGCAAACCCGACAACAAGUUCGUGAUAUGCUCGACUUUUUGGCUUCCCGAUUGGAUUGUUGUCUCGUGAUCGAUGGUGAAUCUUUGCAAAGAUGUUUGGAUAAUUACAGCGCAGAGUUUUUCGAGUUGUCCACCCAGCUAACCAGUGUUGUUGCUUGUCGUUGUUCGCCUACUCAGAAAGCUGAAGUAGCCAAAUUGAUUCAAGCUUACACGAAGAAGCGAGUUUGUUGUAUCGGUGACGGAGGUAAUGAUGUCUCGAUGAUUCAAGCUGCAAAUGUCGGUUUGGGUAUUCAAGGAAAAGAAGGAAUGCAAGCAAGUUUGGCAGCAGAUUUCUCUUUGUCGCAAUUCAGCCAUUUGACAAAACUUGUCGUUUGGCAUGGCAGAAAUUCAUAUCAAAGAAGUGCAAAAUUGGCGCAAUUCGUCAUUCAUCGUGGUUUGAUUAUCGCCAUCAUUCAAGCUGUAUUCUCGAGCAUCUUCUACUUCAGUCCGAUCGCGCUCUAUCAAGGUUGGUUGAUGGUCGGCUAUGCAACGAUUUAUACUGCAGCACCCGCUUUCAGUCUGACGUUGGACAGAGAUGUAAGCGAAGACGUUGCAUUGCUCUAUCCGGAACUAUUCAAAGGUAUUGGACGAGCAUUGACAGCAAAGACAUUUACUGAAUGGCUCAUCAUCAGUAUUUACCAGGGAGGAGCAAUCAUGAUCGUUUCUCUUUACGUUUUUGAACGAGAAUUGAUCAAUAUCUUGAGUAUCAGCUUUACAGCUUUGAUCUUGAACGAAUUAAUCAUGGUCGCAUUGGAGAUUACGACAUGGCACGUUUAUAUGGUUAUGGCGGAAAUUCUUUCUUUGUUACUCUAUUGUGUCAGUAUGGCAUUCUUACCAGAGUUCUUUGAUUUGAACUUUGUCUUAUCAUCAUCAUUUGUUUGGAAGACUGCCAUCAUUGUUGCCGUUAGCAGUCUUCCGUUGUACAUCAUCAAAUUCGUUCGACAGAGAAUUUCGCCGCCUGCUUAUUCGAAAUUGAAUAUGUCAUAG
Molecule: messenger RNA, 3549 nt
Organism: Meira miltonrushii
Lineage: Eukaryota; Fungi; Basidiomycota; Exobasidiomycetes; Exobasidiales; Brachybasidiaceae
Product: putative NEO1-P-type ATPase
Exons: 1
Coding region: 1-3549 (1182 amino acids)
Biological process (GO): endocytosis; phospholipid translocation; retrograde vesicle-mediated transport, Golgi to endoplasmic reticulum
Cellular component (GO): trans-Golgi network; endosome; plasma membrane
Molecular function (GO): ATPase-coupled intramembrane lipid carrier activity; ATP binding; magnesium ion binding
Source: RefSeq, a predicted model, not a curated record